CAUAAAUUCACUCAUCCAGUGCUCUCUGGCUCCCCCAAAUACUGGGGUGGUAGAGGCUUAGUUCUGAUGCUGUGCAGAUUCAAGCAGACCCUGGACACCAGGUAACCCUGGCUUCAGGAGUGGGCAAGGGCUCUGCCCUAUGCCGAGCAGUUCCCUUUCCUCCCUCUGCUCUUCCUUGCUCUCUACUGCCUGCACGGCUGCUGCCAUUCACUACUACUCUCACCUUAAUGAAUUCCUUCCUUACCUACAACUUGUCCGACCUGGUCGAUUUCUUAAUCAGAGUCAAGAAUCCUUCCCUGGCUGGGCUGAGGUUUCACCUAGCGCAAGGGGUGAGACCUACCCAGACAAGAGCUGCCUAAUGACAGUUGGACUCAACUUGGAAACAAAUGGUUAUCUUUCAUAAAUAGGGCGAGUUUAGAGAGAAAAAUUAUGUUUCAUUAACACACCUUUUGGCAUAUUCAAGUCUAGCUCUGAUUAAUUUGUCUUUGAGGGCUUUCUGUUUGCUUGAUAAAUUGUACUAGAUUUUGAAUUCUCCUGGUUUCCUCAAAUACCUGGUUAUGACUCUCCAAAUUAAUGUUUCCAAUUUUCUCUCAUCCUUUUGGUUUAGAACCACAAAGAAUUAAACUUGUGUUUUUCCCUGAAGCUCUGAAGCUAGAGCUAGGGGAUUUGACACAGACUUGAGAGGCAUCUUCAAGACAGCCCAUGUUUAGAUAAUCUCUAUACCUGUUACUGUGUGGGCCAUUCAGAAAGAUCACCAAAGACAUCCAAACUGCAAAGGAGGAAAAUCAAAUUACCACUGCAUGGACUCACCCUGUUUGUGAAGAUGCUUAAAGUUUGACAUCUAAAAAUCUCACUGGCAGCACUCAGGCCUCAGACACUGGAUUUAUGAUUUGCUCCAACCAUCAACCUUGUUUUUCUUUUGCUCCUGUAGAAAUGACUCUGAUUGCUUAGAAAAGAUAGGCCUAACUUUGGGAGCCAGCCUACAAGACUGUGUCCUGAAAUGAGAUACAGCCAACUCACUGAACUGACCUAUUCUCAAGACUGGUUUUGGUUAUUGUUUCUAUGACACCCUAACAGAGAAUCUCAAAGGUUGCCAGUCUUUAGAAAAAUGAAGUCUGGGUACCUGAGUUUAUUUUCAACAGCAGGUUAUAACAACUUCAGCUUUAGCUAAUAAUGCUUCACAGCUUUCAGCCAGUCCCAACUCUGGGAGGUCCAGUCCUCUACUGAUCCUUUGGUCAAUCAGGGAGAUACUUCUGUUCCUCCCGAGUAUGAGGACUUAUGGCCCCAUCUAGCAGGAAGAAGUUACAGAAGACAGACCUUUGGCCUUCAUCACCCCUUAUGAAAAGGAGAAUAAAAUCCCAGAGGGGAAAUGAAGCAGACAGCGAUUGAACAAGAGGGACUGCAUUUUGGAAUGAGCCUCCAUCUUGGGACAUGUACCUAACUUGAAAACAUUAGCACCUGAUCAAGCACAAGUUUUAGGUCACUUGACCUGUGACGAUUUAUUAUUAACAUUGUUUUCUCCUGAAAGCCUCUAUUCUAGGGCAUCAAAAGGAACCUUUUGACUAACAGACUGUGAGAUUAUAAACUGAUGUCUGUCAAACGUCAGAGUAGUGUCUUACCUGAAGACAUAUUGGCAGGAAAACAUUAAGAAAGAUUGAUCAUUACAUACCUCAGAACCCCCUGGACCUUCAGAGACUGCCUUUAUAAACCCCACACCAUUUCCCUUUCCACUGGGCCUGACCUCUCCUUCUUGUCAGCUAUCUGUAGUAAAUUCUGUCUGCUUUCUAUCUUUUGAUUUUGGUGUUUAUUUCUAUCACAUUGAAAUUCAAGAACCUGGUCUUUGGGGGUCUAGUAACACUAGUAUCAAAAUGUGUACCUCCUUACAAAGAUGUAAUAUUACAAAACUGACAUUUCAAAGAGAAUAUGUCCAGACUGGUUAUGAAAAAUAAUCCAUACAUUGUCAAAAAUAACCAAUUAAAAUCUUGUCAUUUUCUUCCAAAAGAAAAAUGGUUUUCCUGAGACUUUUCCAAUGAUGGAACAAAUCAUUUCCAAAUACUCCCAGAGUAUAGAAAAUGAUAGUAAGAUACCCAGUUCAUUUGCUGAAGUAAAUGUGAACCUCUUUAAAAAAAGAAAAGAAAAGAUAUUAGCAAGGAAAUUUCGGAGAUUACUUAUGAACAUAGGUGCAAAAGUCCUCAUAAAUCUCAGAAAAAUCAAAUAGAGAAACAUUUUGAAGAAUUGCCAAAGUAGUUCUGGAAUUACAAAGUUGAUAUAAUCCUGCAAGACACAUUAUAUUAAUAAGAAACAAUAAAAUUGUGUUAUCACUGUAAUGUACACCAAAAAGGCAUUUGAAAAAAUUCAGCUUCUAUUUCUAAUGAAGACUAAUUUCUUUCUAAUAGUAUGUUUCAAAAACUAAGAAGCAACAUAACAAUAUUUGAUGAAGGAGGAAGACUUCUAGACCCCCAGAAUAGCAGCUGUAAGGUGCUUCCAAAAUGAUGAAAUUCUGGUUCCAUGUUUCACAGAUGAACAUAGCCAAGGAAAUGAAAUAACUUACCCAAGGUCACUCACUGAGUUUGAUGGUGGGUCUUUUGACUACUAGUCUAUCUCUGUAUUAUCUAUUAAAUUCCUUAUAAAUAGAAACAAGGGUGCUACCUGUCAUUUCUAGCAUUUAACAUACUACAAAAGAAAGGGUCUUGGAAGUAAUUGGAUCCAAGCCAUUUACCCCUGCUACUGCAUCGCUCGCAAGUAAACUUCCAGUUGGUCAUCUAGCUUGAAUGCAUCCAAUUUUGGGGGAAUCCUUAGGGAUGCUGGCCAUUUUGGAAAGCUCUGUGUGAAAGAUGAUUCUGUGUACUGAACUGAAACCCGCCUUUCUGGACCAUCCUGGAAUUAUCAGGUCAGUAGCUUCAAGGUGGGAUGUGAAGAGGUAUGCACAAGGGCAUCCCUGGAGGCAAGGGAAGAAAAUAUGAAACUUUCUGCUUAUGUUUUAACAUUAAAAAAGAAAUCAGUUCCUUCUGAUAUUUAAAAUAUGGCUUGAUAUGAGAGCUGUAAAUUGGUCUUGUAGUAUAUACCAUCUACAUAGCGUACCUGUCAUUUAACAGGGUGAUAAUAACCAGCAAAACUAAACAAAAACCUGUGGCUGAGGUAUUGACCAAUCAGAAUGAAAGAUGGUCACAAGCAAUCUGGUCCAAAAUCAACCCUGCACACUAGACUUUAAAGGGAAAACUGGGAAUAAUUUGAUGGUGAUUUGCUUUAUUGCAGUUUAUCUGUGUGGUUAAGUGGAUUUAAGGUUUAUCAAAUGAUUCUUGUGAAUAACCACAAAUUGAAGAUAAUAUAAUCAAGCAGUACAAGUGAACAAGUUGGAAAUGAGAGAGCCCUUUCCUUAACCUCCCACUAAUCUGCCUCUUGAAGAUAAAGAUACCAUUUUAAUAAUGAGUGAGAAAGUGACUGCUUUCCUAAAGGAACUAAUUUUAUAGAAAGAGAAUUUUGAAAACUAAUAUUUAGGAGUGUUUUCACCAUUGUAUGAUUGCCAAAAAAUCUGGUAAUCUGUAAUUUUACACAAUAGUAGGAAAUACUCUAACCUAUAAAAAUAUUCCAUCAAGGAUUGUUUCCAUGGAUUUAACUCGUUAAAGAUAUAAAAAUACUAUACCUUCCCAUUAAUAUUUAACCGACAUCAGAGAAGAUUGUUCCUGGCAGAUGAGACUGAAAAAUGGUGAAUCUUCCACUGUAGAUAUCUUUCACCUGGAGCCCCUUAGCUCACUAUUCUAAUGAAUAGAAAUACUUCACCACCACAAAAGGAAGCAAGACACAAAUAAUGGGGGUAGAACAAAAAAAACUUCCUGCAAGAUCAAAUAACAAUACCUAGAAAACAAGUGAAUUGACCAAAAAUUACUAGAUGUUAGUUAAAUAUGAACUUAGCAAAAUUGCUUUCCUAAAUACAUAUCAGAAUAGACUGAGAAGGGCUCUGUGCUGUAUGAUUCCAUGGCUAUAACAUUCUAGAACAGCAGGGAGAACAGUUCUAUGGUUUAGGAGUUGGGGUUGGGAGCAGGGGAUUUACUGCAAAGGGGCAUGAAGAAACUUUUGCGGGACAGCCUUGAUUGUGGUGAUGUUCAUAAUUCACAGAACUGUACCCUAAAGAAAGAUGAAUUUUACUGGAUGUGAAUUGUAUCUCAAGUGAUCUGACUUCUAAAAAUAGAUGGAGAAAAGGUGACUUCAUCCCCCAAAGGGGAAAAUCAUAUGUGUCAGUGUUCAUUUGUGUCAAAGUAAUGAGGUUUAUACAGUGGAACAAUAAAGGAAGAUGGUAUGAAUGGUACUAGCCUCUUCCUGGUUGAAAAGACGAAGUCUGGAUGACACUGGGCCCAGAGAUGUGGGCCGCCGCCGGGUGGAAGCGAAAGUGGAUCCCUGAAGCCCAGUGGGUCGGAAGCCCUCUGGCCAGGGAUCAGCCCUGCCCUCUUCGGGGCUGGGCCUUGGCAGCGCUGGGCCUCAAGGGUCCAAGUCCAAGAGUCUGGAGACUUGGGAGACAUGGCUGCCCCUGGCGACGCUGAGAUCAGGAAGGACGUGCAGACCUACUAUGGACAGGUGCUGAAGAAAACGGCGGACCUCCAGACUAAUGCCUGCAUUACCACAGCCAGGCCGGUCCCCAAGCACAUCCGGGAAGCCCUGCAGAACGUACAUGAGGAAGUAGCCUUGAGGUAUUAUGGCUGUGGUCUGGUCAUCCCUGAGCAUCUGGAAAACUGCUGGAUUUUGGACCUGGGUAGUGGAAGUGGCAGAGAUUGCUAUGCACUUAGUCAGCUGGUUGGUGAGAAGGGACGUGUCACUGGAAUAGACAUGACAGAAGGUCAGGUUGAAGUGGCUAAAAAGCAUAUUGAAUAUCACAUGGAAAAAUAUGGCUUCCAGAUAGCCAAUGUGACUUUUAUUCAUGGCUACAUAGAGAAGCUGGAAGAGGCCGGAAUCCAGAAUGAGAGUUAUGAUAUUGUUAUAUCAAACUGUGUCAUAAACCUGGUUCCUGAUAAACAACAAGUGCUCUGGGAGGUAUAUCGAGUGCUAAAGCUUGGUGGGGAGCUGUAUUUCAGUGACGUCUAUGCUAGCCUUGAAUUGCCAGAAGAAAUCAGGACACACAAAGUUUUAUGGGGUGAGUGCCUGGGUGGUGCUUUGUACUGGAAGGACCUUGCCAUCUUUGCCCAAAAGAUUGGGUUCUGCCCUCCACGUUUGGUCUCUGCCAAUCUCAUUACAGUUCAAAACAAGGAACUAGAAAGAGUGAUGGGUGACUGUCGUUUUGUUUCUGCAACAUUUCGCCUCUUCAAACUCCCUAACACAGAACCAGCCACAAGAAGCCAAGUAAUUUAUAAUGGAGGAAUCACGGGACAUGAAAAAGAACUAGUAUUUGAUGCAAAUUUCACAUUUAAGAAAGGGGAAACUGUUGAAGUGGAUGAAGAAACAGCAGCUAUCUUGAAGCAUUCACGAUUUGCCCAAGACUUUCUGAUCAGACCAGCUGGAGAGAAGUUGCCAGCAUGUACAUCCUUUUCUACUUUACAAUCAAAGGAUGUAAUCACAGAUCCAUUCAAACUUGCAGAAGAGUCUGGCCACGCCAACUCCAGAUGCCCCUCUGAUGUUGCUAGAGGCUGCUGUGGUACAGAGAAAAGCUGCUAACACUGCAGCCAACCAGAAGACAGUGGGCUAAGGAAUGAGCCACAUACGUCUUUUUUUUAAUAUAUACGUGUUUUAACCUGCUCUUUGCCAUAGCACAGACCACAAGAAAUAAUGAAUGGCAAAAAGCCCACCGUAUUGUAGAUCACUGAUGAGAAAAAAAAAAUUAUUUUUAGAAGAUAUUUAUUUAAGGUUCACAGCAAAUCACCGAAGGGCUAGUUAAGCGGAAAAUUUUCUUAAUUAACUCAAAGUUCUGGUGCCACCUAGUGGUCAUAAAUGGAACUGAGAAACAGUCAAGGCCUGGCCAACCGGCAAAGCUUCAGAAAUAAGCCGUUGGCAGAGUCUCAGAAAAAACAUCUUACUUCUGCCCUGCAUAGCACCUGUUGGACUUCUCACCAUCUUUGCUUACUGAACAAAGCUCCUACUGAAACUAUGCUAGUCAUGCCAAAAGAUUGCCAGAUCAAAUUUGGUAGGAGUGCUCUUGAAGUAACUGGUCUUUUAAAUCAAACACUUAAAAAAAUUUUUUGCAAUUCAGUGAAAAAAAAAAAUCAAAAGUUUUUUUGACCUCGGUUCAUCCUCAUGUAUGACAACAUAAUGACUAUUUCUAGUAAAUUCUAACCAAAUCAGGAAAAGAGUUUGAUAAUUUUUAAAAGAACUAGGAGAUAUAAAAAUGGUAGGUUUUCUUUUCCUCUAGUUUCCAUAAUUAAAGGAGAAAAUUGAGGACUAUUUCAAGGAUGAUUACAUCAUUAGAAAUUAAGAACAUUAAAGUUUUGAGGGUGAUUAAAUAAACUGAAGUUCAGUUAUACUUGGAGACUUUGUUGGGGGACGCAGAAAGGUAUAAACCAUACAUGAGCAAUGGUCUUUGUCAUCAGAAGCUUAUAGUUCUGUUUUUUAAUAACAGCCUUUAAGCAAUGAGGAGUUUUAGUAAGACAAUCUCAACCAGUUGCUCUGAGCUCUGCAAAACAAUGAGGAGGGAGCUGGCAUGGCCCAGGAGAUUUUUUGUUAAGGGUAUGAGAAUUUUUAGGCCUUGUAAAACAUUGGAAUGAAUUCUACAGGCCAGACUCCUUUUUUAUAAAGCUGUUAAAAAUGGAGACAUUCUCAGAUUUCUAGGUGGGUCAGCUAUAGACCCUCACUUACUACUACAUAUAUAUUUUAAGAAUCCUAUUUGACCUAGAAUCUAGGAAAAAUAUGUAUUAGGCAAUAUAAAAUUAAAGUAGAUAUGUUUUGUCCAGAAAAAUGCCAUAAACAGUUAUUUAAAUAUUCAAAAUAGGUGAAAUAGACAACUGGGAACAAAGAACCUUUGUAAGAGAGGUUGCCUCUUUCAGAGUGAAGUUCUUUGAAAGAGUGGAUGGCACGUGACUCAGCUUGUUAGUUUAGAUCUAUAUGGCAUGUGAUGUCAGGACCAGCUAAAGGGCAAUGCUUCCUGUGCUGCCAGAGUGCGGUUUAGGAAGCUGCCUGUAGCUCUUCCAACAGCAGGCAAAUUUCCCCCCACUAUUUUACUAUGGCAGUUUUCAAAUACACAGAGAAGUUUAAGGAAUUGCAGCAACUGCCCAUUUACCUACCACCUGGAUUGUACAUUUGUUAACAUCCUGCAUUCACUUCAUACAUUUUAAUAUUAUGCUUACUAAGGGCAGAGCCACAGAAACAGGGCCCUAAUUCUUCCAUAGCUACAAACCUUUUCCAAAAGAUAUUGGACUUAAUGGUUUAAGGAGCAGAUUUUCUUUUAAUUGAUUAUUGUAUCAAUGACAGUAUUUCCAGUCUUUCAUUAUCACAGGGAGAGGAUUUAUUUAAAAAUCAUGGAGCCUACAGUGGCUUUUCAGCUUACCUAGUGGGGAGGCCCAGCAGUAGCCCAAACAGGAUCCCCACCUUUAGGCAUGUAUGCAAAGGUCAUGGCUCUGUGCCAAGACUGCAGCAGAACUUGCCUCUCCUAUUGAUUCCUGACCUUUCAUGGGAUGGCUCCCAGGAAGCAGCGAAGGUAGUAACUGAUUCUACCUUAUCAGGUUGGGGGGCCUAUUAAAUGAGUCUGGCAAGGAAUGUGAAUCUAUCCAACCGUUCUUUCAUUUAUUCACUAAAUAUUAAGUACCUGCUAUGUACCGGGCACUGUCCUAGGCACGGAUCACUAGUAAUGGAAUAUUAUGAACCCCGUGGGCCAACAGGACAAAAACAGCUAAGCAUGGUUUCUAAACUUUGUUGGCACCUGUCCUAACUUCUGUGCUUAGCCAAGUUUCUUCAACCCCAUACAUACCCACCCCUCAAUCUGGGCCUAAACAAGCGUCCUUCUGUAGCUCCUGCCCUAAGAGUUAGUAGAGGGAGACCUCAAUAGAUAAUGAAAACAAACUCUUCUGCAAAUAUAAAGCUGGAUUUACACUGCCCUAAUAAUAAUCUAUGAUUUGACUUUUACUGCUUCAUUCCAGUCUCUCUUCAGCUGCUGAUCCAGCAAUUCCUGUAAGCACAACCCCCACUGAGGUCAGUGGGAGUGUUACGUGAAUCAGGAGCCAAGAAGGCACGUGGAGCUUGGCGGGGAUCCUCGCAGGAGGGGACCAAAGUGUGCUAGAGCUGUUUAUGAUAAUGUGACAUAUAACUGAAAAGCCUAAUGGUGUCAGGUGAGGUGGCCCGGAUAGUUGAUUCUCUCUUCCCAGAGUUAACAAGCUUCCAUCAUACAUCUUUCUUUGUGAAUAUUAAAUGAGCAUCUUCUAGAAAGCAAAGCCUCAAAAUGUCAGGUUGCUAGGGAGGAAAGAUUUGCACAGCAAGUGCAGAAGGAUUUGUAUGGCUUCUAGGCUUAGUAAUUAAUCUUUUAUUAACUGUCCUUAUUUUCUUUUUUCUUACUGACCUUAUUUUCCUUUCAAUUGGAUCUAACUAGAGAAAUGUUGUGAAGGAGCUAUUUUUAUGUUUGCUUUUAACUAAUGUUAACAGGAGCUCAGGAAAUUGAUGCAACCCUUUAAAAAUGGUGAUUUUUUGUGGUAAUGCAGAUGAUUCAUUGUGGCUAUAAGCCGUGCCAAAUAUCCCAAGUUACUUCUUUGCCGUAAAGAACUCCCUUACACUUCCCUCCCAAUACCGAUUUUUCUGACUUUACAGAAGAGAAAACUGAGACUGAGGCUAUUUAAAUGAUUUGCAUGACGGGAGGACGGUCUAAAGUGUUAGAACCAAGACCAGAAGUAGGUCUACUGACGCCUAUACCAUUGUAUUACAGGGUCCUUGUUCUACAUUAGGGAAGUCCCAAAUUUAAAAAUAGAGCAACUGAAGAGGGAAAUGAUUACUAUAAAAGUAAGAAUAGUGGUUACAUCUAGGGUGGAGGAGAGGGAUGUGAACUAGACGGGCUACAUAAGGUUUUUCACAAUGAGGGGGUGCUUCCUUUACCAUUAUAAGUUAUUACAAAAUGAACACAUCUGUGCCUGGAACUGUCCCAGUUUAAGCCUUAAACUAGGUUAAUUAUUAAUAGCACCCUUUUUCACUCUCAAACAGGUUCUGUUUUGGAUGAUAAAUUAUUUGGUCAGCUAUUAUACAUUUAUAUUUUGUGCACUUUUAUGUAUAUUAUAUGUCAAUUAUUUAUAAGUUCAAAAAAAUACAUCAGCAAAUUUGACCGACAGGGUCUAGGCCAACGUGGGAAAUCUUACAUUUGCUCUAAGAUUCCUGAUUACUGCACAGAACACAGUGGCAGUAGCUAGGAUUUGAGUGUAGACUUCCAGAACAGAGGGAGGGUGUGGUGCCCCCUCUUGGUUUUCUGGGGACUCCUCUAGCAUGAGAUAGUUAUCUCUGUUUCUUUGUCCUACAUGUAGCUGGAGAAGUGGUGUAUCCCUUAGACCUAAUUGUGAAGGUCAGUUAAGAGAAUAUAUAAGAAAGGGCUUUGUAAACCAUGAAGGUUUUUUUUCUACUCUGAGUGGCAGGAGUGUCCUAGAUUGGCAGGGCCCCAGCAUCAUGGCAUUGGCACCUGUCAGUCAAUAUUCCUAUAAUACAGCUCUUCUUUUAGAACUUUUUCUAGCUCCUGAGUGCCUAGAGAAUGAGAUCUGAACUCCUAAGCUUAGCAUUCAACCCACCACAAAUCAGCCCCUAGCAGCUUUACAACUUUAUCCUUUAUGUUCCUCUUCUUGAGCUCUAGAAUCAAAUUCAAUCACACGGUGUUCCAAAAAUGCUGCUCUCUUUCCAACCUCACCUCUCACUCUUCUCUUCAUUAGAAUGCUCUUUCUCUUUCUUCUCUCUCAAUUUCUUUGUCACAGACUGAAUAUAUGUCCCCCCCACCCCUGAUUCAUAUGUUGAAGCCCUAACCCCCCAGUAUUUGGAGAUGGGGCCUCUAAGGAAGUAAUUAAGGUUAAAUAAGGUCCUAAGGAUGGGGCCCUAAUCCUGUAGGAUUAGUGUCCUUAUAGGAACAGAUAGCAGAGAGCUCACACUCUGUCUCCACUCAAACUCAGAGGAAAAGCCAUGUAAGGACAAAGGGGUUGUCUGCAAGCCAGGAGAACUCUCCUAGAAGCCAACUCUGCAGGACCUUGAUCUGGGAAGUCUAGUCUUCAGGACUGUGGGAAAAUGCAUUUCUGUUGUUUAAGCCUCCCAGUACAUGGUAUUUUGUUACGGUGGACAGCAGAUUUAUACACACUUCUUGGAUAGCUCUUACAUCUGCAUGUCUAAAAUUUAUCUGUUCUUCAAGGUCCAACUCAAAGACCAUGAAGCUUUCCUCAUGCCUUCCACUUUAUUUGUGCUUCUUUUUAAGCCUUUUGAUGUUCUAUCUUGCAUUAUGGUCAUUACUUAGUACAUGUUUCCUAACCUCCUUGCUAGUAAGAUUUUGGGGUAAUAUCUGAUUUAAUAUUAAAGCUCCACAAGGCCUAGUACAGUGCCCGGACUUAUUAGAUACACAGUAUAUAUUAGUUGAACGAGUGAAUGAAUGAAUGAAUGAAUGAAUAAAGGAAAAACAGAGAAAAGGGGGAAGAAAUAAGACACAAAAUUUUACUUAAACCUUAAGGAGGAAGCAGAGGUUUGAGAUGUGGUAUUAAUAAAUGGGGAGAAAAAAGUCUUCAGUUUUGUAAUGUUUAAAAUAAAACAAAUACAUAUCUCAGAGGAACUAAAAAUAGGGGCAGAUUUUUUUCCCCCUGCUGAGGUCUGAUGUGUUGUCUGUUUGUACAAGGGGGCCUGGCUUAUUAGAGUAGAAUCAUUGCUCCACCUUCAGAGGAUGUGAAAAAGAGGCCGUGGCAGCAAACUCAGCCGACAUCGAGGCAGAGCAGGGCCUGAGACAAGUGUCAUGACAGACUUUUCUCACCUGUGAUGGAAACUGCUGAGAUGUAAACAGUACAACUUAGAGAGAUCCCUAGAAGCAAGUUGCCCUUGACCUCCUUUCAUAUGGACGGAUAGACUGGGUGGCCCCUGGAAGUCAUGAGAAGCCUGCACCAGCAGCCCUCACUGAAGGGAGGAUAACCCCUUGAACUAAAAAGCCUGCAAACUUGAAAGAUCCUUCUUGCUAAGGAAAAAUUACUUGGCUUGGGUAUCUAGAUUGCUCUGUGUCUUGAGCAUACAUGAAGAAUAUGACCCCAACCCCCACCCCCAUACCACCCAGAUUAAACAUCACUCAGCAAUCCCCUGUGUGAAUUUGAACUUGGUUUAUUUUACAUUGUAAAUUGUCAUGUUGGAUCCUUUUCUGACAUUUUUGCUAUGAAAUCCUGAAUUUCUAACUUGUUUCUGAAUUGCUAAAUGCCACAGUUUCCUGUUCUUGCUUUCUCUGAAAUGCACAGGAAUGUCUGUAGGUUUGGCCAGCUCUCCCCCACCUCCUUCUCCACACUCUUAGUACAGAAGUGUAUAUUCAGUAUUUGAGAGUCUUUAAUCAUCUUCCCUCUUAGCUCCUUCAAACACCCUUGUACUCACACUUUUUAUGAAGUUAAAACAGUCUCAUUUUCAACCAGCUGACUUAGAAAGACCAUAGUCAUCUUUAACCUUUGUCAGAUAUCCCUACACAUCUCAACUUCUUUUUCUUCUAAACUUUUAAAAUGCUGUUUUUAAAAAUGCAUGCCAAGUCUGUGAAUCAGGUUUUUUUUCAUCUGAACCUAUAUUUCAAAUAGAGAAGUAAGAGAAUUGGGAGUGGGAAAUGCAGCACCAGAAACCGAAGGGCUGCAAACUAGAGUUAGGGACAUUUCUUGAAAUAAUCAGAAUAAAAAUUCUUUCAUUUCCUUAA
This is a messenger RNA of Manis javanica (Malayan pangolin), 11791 nucleotides long. NCBI's taxonomy places the organism in Eukaryota, Metazoa, Chordata, Mammalia, Pholidota, Manidae. The record is from RefSeq and is a predicted model, not a curated record.